Messenger RNA from Ahaetulla prasina, 1926 nucleotides. Its product is annotated as vomeronasal type-2 receptor 26-like. NCBI's taxonomy places the organism in Eukaryota, Metazoa, Chordata, Lepidosauria, Squamata, Colubridae. The record is from RefSeq and is a predicted model, not a curated record. The transcript has 7 exons. Gene Ontology annotation, cellular component: membrane. Gene Ontology annotation, molecular function: G protein-coupled receptor activity. Gene Ontology annotation, biological process: G protein-coupled receptor signaling pathway. The annotation marks the transcript as partial.
ACUCGAGCAGAUUCACAAAACCUUCCCAGACAAAACCUCCCUGGACCAGGAAUGGCUGGCAGGACCUUCCAGGAGAGCCUCCUUGGCUGUAACCACUGAGCCCGCUGGCUCCUCCUUGGGGAACACAACAGCCUCUUCUGAACCUCCGUUUGUGGCAUCUGCUAACGGCGAAGCUGUGGCUGAGGAUGAUGGCCUUUCUGCCCUGGGGAGCAGCCCCAGUAUCCUGAGGCCUGGCCUAACUGGGAAUACUGGAAACCAGCAUCCAAAACCAUCUCUGGGGUUCCAAGCAGGAGAAAGAGCAUCCAAGUCACCAGUGGAUCCUCUGAAGACCCCUGGAGAGAUCUCUGCCAGUCCCUCUCAAGGUGAAGCUGAGUGUUUCUCUGUUUGUAUCAGGAAAGUCCCUGGCAUUUCCAUCUUUAAGGAUUCUUAUAGUUUUUCAUGCACCCUACGAUUAAUUUUCAACAUUCAACUGGUCAACAAGAAUCGCCAGCUGCUACACAACCUCACACUGGGCUACAACAUCUAUGACAACUAUCUGAGCCCUUUCCGCACUUCACAUGCCUUGCUGGACCUUCUGUCUACUGGAGAAGCCAAUGUCCCCAACUACGGCUGUGGGAGGAAGGAGAACCUUCUGGCUCUUUUUGAUGCAGCUCAGAGGGAAAUCUCCAGCCAGAUGUCAACAUUAGCAGACACCUACAAAGUCCCCCAGAUCAGUGAUAACAUUGUUUCAGAGGCUCUGAGUGAUAAAAGUAAAUUCCCCUUUUUCCACCAAAUGCUUCCCAGAGAAGGAUUCCACUACCCAGCAAUUGUCCAGCUGCUCCUCCAUUUCAGAUGGACCCUGAUUGGCCUCUUUGCUUCAGACACAGAGAAGGGAGAGAAUUUCAUGAAGAUUUUUACUCUUAUGCUUGUCAGGAGUGGAAUUUGUGCUGUUAUAUCACAACGAUUGUCAACAACUGGAUACACAGCAGCAUCCCUCAGGGAGGCCCUCUCUAAGUGGAGACAAGUCAACGUCUUUGUUCACUUCAUAGAAUAUGAGUCCGUUAGGGACAGAGCUCUUCCUUUCCACGAAACACUUAUGCAUUUGCCAGGACCCAUCGAAGAGAAAGUCUGGAUCGUGACAGUUUUGGGAACAUCUGCAUUGAAAAAGCACAGAGUUUACAAAUACAUCCAUAGUAUUUGGAGCUUUGCUUUUCUGGGAAAAGAAAGGCCAAAGGAUGCUGGCUUUGAACCUUAUUUCUUUGUGGAACAUCAGUUUGAAGAUCAUUAUUUCCACUGUUCUCUUUCAAAGCAUGUCUUUUCUGUCAAAGGCCGCAGAAGAUGUACCCAGGAAGCCCCACUGGAUACCCAGUGGAAAUGGGACAGAAGACGGAUCACAAAUUUUCACCUUUUCUACAGUUUCAUUCAGACUCUGGCCCAGGCCUUGAAUGCUGCCUAUUCCUCCAGAUCGAGGAGGGGAAAGGAAGGAGGGCGAAGGGAGGUUGGGGGCUCCAAGGCUGCAGCCGUGGCAGUUCCAUCCUUUCCUGCAGAAGAAUGAGUAUUGCAAUAUUUCUGAUAGGAAACUCUACUUGGAUCAAAAUGGAGAUGUAGCAGCAGAUCUGGCAAUCAUGAGCUUGUUGAUUGUCCCCAAGGAGGAUCCUAUCGAACAGCAAAUGGGGGCUUGGAAAAGACAGAGACUUACUAUCCACCAAGGAGCUCUUUCACGGCUAAAGUUGCUCAACAAGUCCCUGCCUCAGUCCAGAUGUGUGGAAAGUUGCCAUCCUGGAUUUGUCAAGAGGGCUCGAGAAGGAGAGCCAGUUUGCUGCUAUGACUGCAUUCCUUGUCCAGAGGGGACCUUCUCCACUCAGGAAGGUCGGUCACACUGAGGGAAAUGGGAGGCUUUGUGGAACUGGAUUUCUCCACAGCAUUUUGAUGAAAGUACAAAUUAAA